CCUGUUACCAGGCAGACGGACUCUUUUCCAACAUGGCAGCGCCGAGCAACGCAGAGCAAACGCAGUUGCAGGACAUGGAGGAGGAACAAGCUGCAGGGAUGGAGCGGAGAGAGAUGGAGUCGGACGAAGAGGAGGACGACGAGGAGCAGGAGGAGGAAGAAGGUAUGGGAGAAGACGAUUCAGACGACGAAGAGGACGACUCCUCCGAGGACGAGAAGGAGAACGAAGCCGAGAUCCAGCGUCUGGAGGAGCAGCUGUCAAUCAACGCUUUCGACUACAACUGCCAUGUGGAUCUCAUCAAGCUGCUGCGGCAGGAGGGAGAACUGAUUCGACUGCGGAAGGCAAGGCAGAAGAUGAGUGAACUCUUCCCUCUCACUGAAGAGAUCUGGCUGGAUUGGCUCAAGGAUGAGAUCCGUCUGACUGAGACUGAGGAGGAGUCGAACCGGGAAACGGUGUAUGAACUUUUCGAGAGAGCAACAAAAGACUAUAUCUGUCCAGAUAUCUGGCUUGAAUAUGCUCAGUAUUCAAUUGGUGGCAUGGGCUCACCAGGGGGGAUAGACAAGGUGAGAUCCAUCUUUGAGAGAGCGGUGACGGCUGUGGGGCUUCACAUGAACAAGGGACAGACGGUGUGGGAGGCGUACAGAGAGUUUGAGAACGCCAUUCUGUCCACAGUCCAGCCUCCCCCUGGCAGGAUUUCCAGCCGCGAGGAGCAGGAGCUGCUCAACACUCAGCUCGAGCGAAUCCAUACACUGUUUCGCCGUCAGCUAGCCGUCCCCUUAAUGGACAUGGAAGCCACCUAUGCAGAGUAUGGCGAGUGGUCUGAACACGGGGUUCCUGAGAUGGCCAUGAAUCUGUACAAAAAGGCUAUGCAGCAGAUGGAUAAGCGCAGAUCUUUUGAAGAGUCACUGCUGGUAGCAGAGCCCCCGAAGAUGGCAGAGUAUCAAACCUACAUUGACUUUGAACUAAAGGAAGGCGACCCAGCUCGCAUCCAGAUAACGUUUGAGCGGACUCUGGCGGAGAACUGCCUGGUGCCAGACAUCUGGGCAAAAUACACCUUGUAUCUUGAUCGUCAGCUGAAGAUCAAGGACUUGGUUCUUCCUAUUCAUGAACGUGCUGUCAGGAACUGUCCCUGGACCAUGGGUCUGUGGAAGAGCUACCUGCUCGCUCUGGAGAGGCAUGGAGCAGAGCAUCAGAUUGUCUCAGAGGUUUUUGAGAAGGCGCUGACUGCCGGUUUCAUUCAAGCAACAGAUUAUGUGGAAAUUUGGCAGGCGUACCUGGACUACCUGCGGAGACGUGUGGAUUUCAGUAAAGAAUCAAGUAAAGAGUUAGAGGAGUUACGAGGAGCCUUCUCUCGAUCUCUAGACUACAUUAAACAAGAUGUGGAAGAAAGAUUUGGUGAAAGCGGAGAUCCGUCUUGUAUCAUUAUGCAGAUCUGGGCGAGGAUAGAGGCCCUCCACUGCAAGAACAUGCAAAAAGCCAGAGAACUGUGGGACAGCAUCAUGACAAAAGGAAACGCUAAAUACGCCAAUAUGUGGCUGGAGUACUAUAACCUUGAAAGGUCUUAUGGUGACCCAGCUCACUGUCGGAAAGCUCUUCACAGAGCAGUUCAAUGCACCACUGACUAUCCAGAGCAUGUGUGUGAGGUCCUGCUCACCUUUGAGCGAGUGGAGGGUUCUCUGGAGGGCUGGGACGUGGCAGUGCAGAAGACAGAGACCCGGCUGACCAGGAUCAAUGAGCAACGAGCAAAGGCGGCUGAGAAAGAAGCCAACUCUGCUCGCCAAGAAGACGAAAAAGUGGAUCAGCGGCGGAAAUCAAAAUCCGAUAAGAAGUCUCAGAAGAAGGACCAGACUAGAACUAGAUUUGGAGAGAAGAGGAAAGCAGAAAAUAAUAAUUAUCAGGGCAAGUGGAAUGAAGACUCUGCUCCUAAAAGGCACAGAGGCAACGGGGAGCAAAGCAGAGAGGAGCACAUGGAGACCGAGACAGGACUCUCUGGCAGAAAUGCCCCCCCUGGGUAUAAGGCGGCUAAAAAAGGCCAGCAGGGAGCCAUGGCUGCUGCUCAGAAGCCAAACGAUGACAAGCCAGAGCUGCGAAACGAUAACAGCAGUGUGUUCAUCAGCAACAUGGCGUACACCCUGGAAGAGCCGGAGUCGAAGCUCAGGACGCUGUUUGAGACGUGCGGUCCCAUCAAAGAGGUUCGCCCUGUCUUCGGCACCAAAGGGAACUUCAAAGGUUACUGCUACGUACAGUUUGAGUCCCCGGUGUCGGUCCCUGAAGCCUUGAAGCUGGACAGACGGGAGGUGGAGGGCAGGCCCAUGUUUGUGUCACCUUGUGUGGAUAAAAACAAAAACCCUGACUUUAAGGUGUUUAAAUACAACACAACCAUGGAGAGACACAAAAUCUUCAUCUCCGGGCUGCCGUUCUCAUGCACCAAGGAUCAACUGGGGGAACUCUGCAAAGGCCACGGCACCAUCAGGGAGGUCCGAUUGGUCACGUAUCGCUCAGGAAAACCCAAGGGUCUGGCAUAUGUUGAGUUUGCAGAUGAAACCGAGGCGUCUCAGGCUGUUCUGAAAUUAGACGGCACUGAAGUGGAGGGCAACAAAAUCUCUGUUGCUAUAAGUAACCCUCCUCGGAGAAGCAUGGCCGACUUACCUGGUUCCAGUCGACUUAUGGCGGACAUAAUGCCUCGCCAGGCUUUUGGAGCGAGAGGAAGAGGCCGCACCCAGCUGUCCCUGCUCCCUCGCUCCCUGCACCGACAAAGUGGGCCCGCAAGCAAAGUGGAGAACGGGUCCGCAGCCGAGCUGGAGCCAGGACCUGGCAGCUCAUCAGCCAACGCAGCCGCGGAGACGAAACCUUUGUCGAAUUCAGACUUUGCCAGGAUGCUUCUCAACAAGUGAGAAGACGAGCAGGAGAACCACACUGAAAAACCUUCUUGUGUCCUUACAAAUUAGUGUCUGUGAUUCUUCUGUAAUUGGUUUCCUGAUUUUCCUUUGAUCCCAGUCCCGUUCCCUUAGCCGCUACUGCGAGACGGCCUGAAUCGCCACAAUCUCACCUUCCAUCUUAAAUCCUGUGACAGAUCGAUUUUGUGUGGUGUGUUUAAAGAUGGCUGACAGGCAAUUUUAUAAAAACAAGUGUAUCAUAUCUGUGUGUAAAUAUACUGUAACUAUUGUU
Platichthys flesus (European flounder) is the source of this 3168-nucleotide messenger RNA. It is a transcript of the gene sart3, whose product is annotated as spliceosome associated factor 3, U4/U6 recycling protein. Gene Ontology annotation, molecular function: RNA binding; protein binding. The coding region runs from base 33 to 2894 and encodes 953 amino acids. The record is from RefSeq and is a predicted model, not a curated record. The transcript has 19 exons. Lineage: Eukaryota; Metazoa; Chordata; Actinopteri; Pleuronectiformes; Pleuronectidae. Gene Ontology annotation, biological process: RNA processing.